AUGAUGACGGGGAGGCUCGGGUUCGCAACGGGGCUGGCCACAUCGAGCCCACUGGAACUGAUUAUUGGGGCUGUCAUGGUGAGCUUUGCCAUUCAAUACUCAUUGUUCGCUCUUCUUACAGUGCUCGCAUUGCUCGCAUUCUUAGCUUUUACGGUCGCCACUGGCGGCCAAAGAGCCAAGUGGGCCGGCUAG
Molecule: messenger RNA, 192 nt
Organism: Penicillium brevicompactum
Lineage: Eukaryota; Fungi; Ascomycota; Eurotiomycetes; Eurotiales; Aspergillaceae
Exons: 3
Coding region: 1-192 (63 amino acids)
Source: RefSeq, a predicted model, not a curated record